CUGAGGGUCAGCGGCCCAUGAACACUCGUCGGAGUUGCUGUAAAAUCCGAGGGUCGAAAACACAGAUUGAAACUGAAGCUUAGAUACUAUCGAUCCUUCACCUAAUUUAAUUUAUAGUUUCAUCGACCCACUCUCCAAUUUUCCCACUACACCACACUCACCACCGACGAUAACAAUGACAGCUAUCUCAAAUUCUUUGGUUUUAACGAGAAAUCCUGCGGUUCAGCUCUCAACUGGACCACUGGAAAAAUGUCUCCAGAGUUCCACACCCACCAAGUUGUCAUUCAGCUUGAAUUGUCCUGGAAAAGUGCAACUUACUACCUCCAAAAGGGCACUUACAGUAAAGGCUGUAAAUAGUGAUGGUGGAAGGCCAAGCAAUGCAGGUAUCUUUGUUGGUGGCUUUGUUUUGGGAGGACUUAUAGUUGGUGCCCUUGGAUGUGUAUAUGCACCUCAGAUUAGCAAGGCACUAGCUGGCACUGACCGAAAAGCUCUUAUGAGGAAGCUCCCUAAAUUCAUCUAUGAUGAAGAAAAGGCUUUGGAGAGAACCCGAAAGAUAUUAACUGAGAAGAUUGCACAACUGAACUCCGCUAUUGAUAGUGUUUCUUCUCAGCUUCGAUCAGAAGAAGAUGCCCCAAAUGGAUCGACAGUGAACUCUGAUGAAAUUGAAGCUGCUAUAUGAGAUAGGCAGUGUACGUGUUGCUGGAUACUCGUUCUCGCCCACAUGGAAUUUCAUGGCAAGAAAUAAUAGCUGAACUGAUUUGUGAUAUCUUCUUCUUCUUAGUGAGCAGUGGGUUGUUUCCUCAAUUGUGUGGUGUUGUUGCUGCUUUGAGCUGGUUUAAUUUUAAUAAUAUUGCUUAAUAUACAAGUUAAGUUUUAUUUGAUGUUC
Messenger RNA from Manihot esculenta (cassava), 886 nucleotides. RefSeq lists its product as uncharacterized. Gene Ontology annotation, cellular component: chloroplast inner membrane; chloroplast thylakoid membrane. The record is from RefSeq and is a predicted model, not a curated record. Lineage: Eukaryota; Viridiplantae; Streptophyta; Magnoliopsida; Malpighiales; Euphorbiaceae. The transcript is spliced from 5 exons. Bases 176 to 679 code for a protein of 167 amino acids.